AUGGACAGCCAUGCAAGCGGCCAGUCAUGGAUGAUGCAAAUCCUGACCUCUGUGGUCCCGUACCAUGCAGAUGCCAAGGGGCAUCAGUUUUUCGAGCACAUGGACGGCAAGACCUAUGCUACACCGAUGCUGGCUGCUCUGGUGGUGGUCGAACUUAGCGAUUUGAUUUUUGCAGUGGAUUCUAUCCCCUGCAUCCUGGGCAUCACCCAUGACCUCUUCCUGGUUUUCAGCUCCAACAUGUUUGCAGUUCUGGGGCUCCGCUCUCUCUACCUGCUCCUAGCCGAGGCCCUGGACAAAGUCCAGAACCUGAAGACCGGGCUUGCUGCCGUGCUGGCGUUUGUGGGAACGAAGAUGAUGCUGGGAGACUACUGGCCUUUAUCCCAGUCAGUGUCCCUGCUCAUGAUUUUCGGGAUUUUGGGCGCGACCGUUGCGUCCGGCAUGAUGGGAAUUAAGUUCGGGAAGAAGGCCGAGGCGAUCUUGCCAAUGUGA
Messenger RNA from Symbiodinium necroappetens, 489 nucleotides. The record is from the annotation of a GenBank genome assembly. NCBI's taxonomy places the organism in Eukaryota, Dinophyceae, Suessiales, Symbiodiniaceae.